AGGAAGGAAGGAGAUUGGAGCCUAUAAUAUUUUCAUUUUAUAUUAUGUGGGCGUGGUUCGAGUGACACUGGUAAAGGGCGGAACUGUGCCCCCUGGGAUUUAUUUAAAAGUCCUAAACUGUGCAAGUGGUCUCCACAAAGCGCCAGCAUCACAUAAUCGCAGUAUCGGCACUAUUUAGGGACGAGCAUGUCAAACGCAGACCGAUUAGUUCUGGUUCUCGGAGGAGCAGGGACAGUGGGUUCUGGAAUAGUUAAAGGACUGCUUGACAAAGGUUUCAAGGUGGCCGUCAUCUCCAGAGACAACAACAGACUUGAGAAUCUCAAAGGCUUCAUCUCGCCCUCCACAAAGGACAAUCUAACCACCGUUGUGGGGGAUGUUGGUUCAGAGGACGGGGCAGAGGAGGUGAAGAAGGUCUUGUUGAAGUCUGUAGGGAAGGUGACGGACAUCGUCUCCUCUCUAGGAUUCAGCUGGUGGCAGGGUGGGCCGCCGCACACCCAGUCUCAGAAGGAGCUCCACUGGGUGAUGGAAACCUUGCUGUUCAGCACCUUUGUAUCAUGGAAAGCCUUCUUCCCCCUAGUAAGGGAUGAUCCCAACUGCACCUACACCUUCAUCACAGGGGGCGCUGGAGAGAAACUGCUGAUGCCAGGGACUGGCUUCCUGACGGUGGGUGCGGCCAGCACUCUGGCCUUCUGCCAGGUGCUACGGGAGGAGUACCCUGAGGUACCCUGCAAACUCAACCAGGUGAAGAUCAACACAGGAGUGGCCCCCCCAGAGCGCAUGGCCCCUGGCUUCCUCAGCCACCUGGACCUGGGAGAAGCCGUGGCCAGUCUGGUGGAGAGAGGAAACACCUCUCACUCUGUCUUCACCCUCAAUGGCCCAGCAGACUUAAAAAACCUCAUUAUAGAGGGAAAACUUUAGAGCUAUGCCCACAUAUCUACACCCCCAACCCCAGAGCUAUGGCUUCAUUUGUUUUUCCGCAUUCCAUUUUGUGAUUGUUCUUAUUCUGUUAUUGGUUAAUGUGAUUGUUGGCUUGUUGGCUUAUUUUAUAUGCAUGUGUUGACUAUAUAAACUGUAAUGAUGAUGAAGAGGAUUCCAAGCUAUGUUGAGCUCCUGCGUAUAGCCAGUGUGUGUGUAGUGGGAUGAGAAAGGACACUUGGAGAGGAAGGCAGAGGGACAAGGACAGGACUCGCAGAAAGAAAACAACAGAGGAGACAGCCAGUAAACCAGGAAAGAGAGAGGAAGGGAGGUGUACAGUAGGAUGUGUUAGGAAGGGCUGUUUGCAUGAUGGGGGUACAUCCCCUUCAGGAGGGGGGGGGGGGGGGGGGAUUGGUAUGUUAGUUUCCCCGUAGCGUGACUCCCUUGUCCUGUUCACAGCCACCCCGGCAGCUGGCCCAUUAUCUGCCACCCACUAUCUAGGGCAUCCUGUAAACAAACAAUGCGGGGGUGAGGAAGUGAGAGAGAGGGGUGAGGAGGUGGGAAGUUUCCCUGCUACUACACGCCCCAGCUGACAGAGAGCAGAGGGCGAAUUAGAGGAGGCAUUGUUGUCUGUUGUUCACAUUGCUAGCUAUAUGCUUGACUUAUUUCGAUGCCUGCUGUCCUGUCAGUGGCUGAACUAGCUACCUGCUUUAGCCACAAGAAUGUAUAUUUGACAUGCCAAUAAAGGACCCUGAGUUUA
Osmerus eperlanus (European smelt) is the source of this 1675-nucleotide messenger RNA. RefSeq lists its product as uncharacterized. The transcript has 6 exons. Gene Ontology annotation, cellular component: cytosol. The coding region runs from base 187 to 918 and encodes 243 amino acids. Gene Ontology annotation, molecular function: estradiol 17-beta-dehydrogenase [NAD(P)+] activity. Lineage: Eukaryota; Metazoa; Chordata; Actinopteri; Osmeriformes; Osmeridae. The record is from RefSeq and is a predicted model, not a curated record. Gene Ontology annotation, biological process: steroid catabolic process.